Molecule: messenger RNA, 1904 nt
Organism: Cylas formicarius (sweet potato weevil)
Lineage: Eukaryota; Metazoa; Arthropoda; Insecta; Coleoptera; Brentidae
Exons: 2
Coding region: 166-1695 (509 amino acids)
Source: RefSeq, a predicted model, not a curated record
UCGCGUCUUUGUUGAAUAACAGAUAUUAAAGCUUGAAGCUUGAAAGAGAAGAUAAUUGGUUUUCGCUCACAGACGACGUUACGGUAUAGGUGGCGAUGAAAGUAUUUCGCGAUUGAUACGGUUUUGCGUGGUUCCACGACAGAUCACUUUUUUUCGCCUAAAAUCAUGAGGUUCAGUGUGCUCGCUGUACUGUGGUUCGGCUUUUUUGGUGUCGCACUUCCUGAUGCAGUUGGCGACGCCGGCGCUAUGAUUUCGGAAACUCAUGCACUGAACGCGUUGGACUCGCCCAUCGGCAAAACUGAAGCUCCGUAUUUGGAAAAACCCUCACCGAGUGCCGUAAACGACACGUCGAGCCCCGACACGAAAGAUUUUGUCAGCGGGUUGCAUAACGGAGUGGAUUUGAAGCAUCUGCCCCAAACACUCUCCGACCUAGCGCUCCAACCCACCGACAGCGAAAUCGAGACUAAUGCAUCAAAAUUCCAACCCGAACCACCUCCAUCCAUCCACAAACCUCCAAAAAAUGCCUCCGAUUUAAACGUUAUGGAGGAUCUAACUUUUAAAGAUCAGAUUUUACCAGAAAUGACGACCCAACUGGCGGUGGACAACGAAAAAUACCCACAUUUUAAACACUAUCCAGGUAUAACCGAAAAUAUUCCGAAAUUAACAAUCCCGGUUGGCUUUAGCCCGACAACGCUCAACGAUUUCAUUAGGCAGUUAAUUCAAAACGUAACCCAAAAGAAUCCCAUUCGAGCGCCAUCUGUACCUGACGGUCCGUACCUACUCACGGUUCCUCACACCAUUCGCAACGCGCCAUCACAAGAGGGCGCAUUCGAUUCGACCAAUAUUAGCAGGAUCGUUGAGCCAGAAUUAGUGUCACUAAACGACACAGUUACUGUGGCCGAAAAUAAAUUAUCUGUAAUUGCCUCUAGCACUCAAGCUACUAAUCAGUCGAACUCAACUAACAUAUCGCACGAGACGCAAUCUAUCGGAUCCAGAGGCUAUUUAAGUCCCAUUCUCCCAUUAAAUGUCACCUUGAGAGACAGGAACGAGGAAAACAUACCACGGCAAGUUACCCACAAAAGAGACGUAAAGACUCCGGAAAAUUCUACUGCGGUCGAAGCCCAAUCCAAACCAUCGAGGCCUGAAACUGUGAAGUUAGACCUUCAAGUGGAAGAUGAAUCUUCAAAAUCGGAAAGUCAAGGUACCCAGAACUUCCCGCCUAUUCCUUCGAUCAGUAUGUUCGCCCCUGCAAAGCUGUUUAUGAAUGGUUUAAAAAGUAUCAAAGAUUUCGCCGACAGCCAGUUCCAAACCGCGCAAAGUGCAGUUCAGGAGACAGCUCAAAAUUUCGGGGAUUUCGCCUCCAACGGUUUCAACGUUGCACAGAAAACCGCAGAGGACACCGCGAGAGUGGCCACUGAAGGAAUGAACAUUGCCAGGGAUGAUGUUAAUAAACAAGGCGGUAACUUGGGGAGUUUGACGUAUAGACAGAUCGAGACUACCGGCAAGGCGUUAGGCCAAACUGUGGGUAAUUUCGGCAAGUUGGUUAGCGGCGCUUUUGGUACGGCGUCGAAUGAUAACUCGCCUGUGGGAAUGAGGUGGGAACAAGGCGGACCGAUAAUGAGAAGCCUAGGCGGUCUUUUUGGGGGCAUCGCGGGUGGCAGAGGCGGCGGAUUUUUGUUUCCGGGACCAUCUUAAUAGUGUAUCAUAGUAAAAUGCAAUAAAAUGGACAAUAAAUUGAAUUAUAAAAUUGAUUGUUUAAGCUUCCUUGUGAAGCCAGGCGUGAACCAAUAUUUAUCAUAUCUGUGCUUUCCGCAAUAUUAUGAUCUUGUUACGGGCAGAGAAAAAUAAGCACAUUUUCUUCGGUCAGGGUACGGUUGGAAUGUCACCUUUUAUUUCAAAAAUAA